AGAAAAAAAAGAAGAAAAAAACUAAAACAAGGAGCACGUCAUUAAGCAUUUUUCAUAGAGGCAUAUGCUUCUUUGGCUUCUUCUAAGGAAACUUGGAUUCGCACCAUAUCUCUUUUCUUCCCAAAUCUCAAUUGUUUGUUUUAUAAAAAAAAUGGAAAUUAAAAUUAUUUUGAUCAAAUGAUGGAAUCAAUGCAGAGCAAAGUAGAGACGUGGAUCAAGGACCAAAGAGCUAAGAUCCUUAAAGUCUCGUGGGGACCGCUACGGUGGCGGAUGAGGUGGCAGUGGCCACCGUGGAACACCGGUGGCAGAGAACACCGUCAGAGGCUCCAACAAGAGUACGAGAGACGGAAGCGACAGCUACAAGAGCUUUGCCGAGCUGUUAAAGUUGAUUCCGUCUCCGAUUUGCAGGACAUUCUUUGUUGCAUGGUGCUCUCUGAGUGUGUUUACAAGAAACCUGCUAGUGAGAUGAUGCGAGCUGUAAACAAAUUUAAAGCUGAUUUUGGAGGACAGGUUGUUUCUCUAGAACGUGUGCAACCUUCUUCAGAUCAUGUUCCGCACAGGUAUCUGUUGGCAGAAGCUGGUGAUACGCUAUUUGCUUCCUUCAUUGGAACCAAACAGUAUAAAGAUGUCAUGGCUGGUGCAAACAUACUGCAAGGUGCUAUAUUUAAUGAGGAUGUUGACCGGAUUGAAGUAACCGAAGCCAACCAAGGUGAAAGACAAAAAGGAAAUGGGGAAAACAAGUCCAUUUCAUUGGGGUCAAAACCUAAGCAGAUUAAAGAUAGGCCUGAACCUGCCGCCCACCGGGGUUUCUUAGCUCGUGCCAAAGGCAUACCUGCUUUGGAGUUGUACAGGCUGGCUCAGAAAAAGAAGCGAAAACUUGUAUUAUGUGGACAUUCACUUGGUGGAGCAGUAGCAGCAUUGGCUACCCUUGCCAUUUUGAGGGUCAUUGCUGAAUCAUCUUCAUCAAAAGAAAGUGAAAAGGUUCAUGUCAAGUGUAUCACAUUUUCCCAGCCUCCAGUAGGAAAUGCAGCCCUAAGAGAUUAUGUUAAUAGAAAAGGUUGGCAACACUAUUUCAAGAGUUACUGCAUUCCUGAAGAUCUUAUACCACGUAUCCUUUCACCUGCUUAUUUUCAUCACUAUAAUGCACAAAGUUCACUUAUGUCCUCUGGUGUGGAAAGUACCAGUUUGUCGACAUCAAAGAAUGAACAAGAUUCACAGAAAGGAAAGACAGAAAAGCUAAAUGAGAAUGAAGGGGAGCAAUUGGUUAUAGGUGUAGGCCCUGUCCAGGGUCCCUUUUGGAGACUUUCAAAACUUGUUCCACUAGAAGGUGUUAGAAGACAAUUUAAAAAAUACAGAGGAAAGCAAGUUGAUCCCAUAGAACCAUCUGCAGCUGACUCUUCAACUGCUUCAAUUGAGGAUGUAGUUGUUGGACCACAGUUUCUUGAAAUUCAAGAGGGCACUGAUGGCAUAUCUCUUAAACCAUUUGCUGACACUGAUAAUGGUGCAUCAGACCCAGGAUCUGGCAAGUUAACAGGAAAAAACAAUGGUAGUGAGGACAACAAUAGAUGGCGUAGGGUGCCUUCCUUACCUUCAUAUGUUCCAUUUGGACAGCUCUAUCUCUUGGGCAAUUCAUCAGUUGAAUCACUCUCAGGUGCAGAGUACUCAAAGUUGACAUCGGUCAGAUCUGUGAUUGUUGAAUUAAAGGAGCGAUUUCAAUCUCAUUCAAUGUAUUCAUAUAGGUCUCGAUUUCAAAGAAUUUAUAACUUGUGCAUGAAUGAUAGUGCUUCAACUUUCUUUGGAAUGGAGCAAGUGCAACAGUUCCCACAUCUGCAACAAUGGCUUGGGUUGUCAGUUGCAGGUGCUGUAGAGCUUGGGCAUAUUGUUGAGUCUCCUAUUAUUCGUACGGCUACUUCCAUUGUGCCUCUUGGUUGGAAUGGUAUUCCUGGCGAGAAGAGUACAGAACAAUUGAAGGUUGAUAUUACUGGAUUCAGGUUGCAUAUGUGCACUCUGGUUCAUGCUCAAGUAAAUGGCAAAUGGUGUUCAACUACCGUGGAAUCAUUUCCUUCGGCACCAGACUACUCAGCUGGGAAUGGGCAACCACCCGAAUUACAAAAAAUAAGAGUCUUAGUAGGAGCUCCCUUGAGGCGACCUCCUAAGCAUCAGACACUAGCUGAUUCUUUGAUGACGAUGUUCCCUUCAAUUAAUUCAGAGACAGUUAAUCUCAAUAAAGAACAUGAUAUGGCAUCAUCUCAUCAAGAAAAAUACGUAAGGCCAGAAGGCUUGAGUGACUUUUUCAUUUUCUGUACUAGUGAUUUUUCAACUGCGUCAAAGGAGGUUCAUGUUAGAACUCGCAGGGUGCGACUUCUUGGUCUGGAGGGUGCUGGUAAAACCUCUCUUUUCAAUGCAAUAUUGGGUAAAGGCAAAUUGACUCAUAUUACCAAUACUGAAAAUCUACAAGUGGAAUCUGAUUUUCAAGAAGGUAUUGCUGGUGGUUUAUGCUAUUGUGAUUCACCUGGUGUAAACUUGCAGGAGCUGGCCAUAGAAGCUUCUCGGUUCAAAGAUGAACUAUGGAGGGGAAUCCGUGACUUUAGUAGAAAGACCGAUUUAAUUGUUCUUGUGCAUAACCUAUCCCAUAGGAUACCUCGAUACAAUCAUCCAGAUUCAUCUGAGCAAUAUCCAGCCCUUUUGCCACUAUUAGAUCAGGCAAAAUCACUUGGAAUACCUUGGGUCCUUGCAAUAACUAACAAAUUUUCUGUUAGUGCACAUCAACAGAGAGCUGCCAUUAAUACAGUUAUUCAGGCAUAUCAAGCAUCUCCAAGUAACACUGAAGUUGUCAAUUCCUGUCCAUACGUGAUGCCUGGUGCUGCUAGUUCUUCAUUGCCUUGGGGUGUAAUGAGUGAAAAUUCUGAUGGGAGAAUGGGUGUUCAGAAGUUUCUAUCUGCUCCAAUUGACCUUGUUCGCCGGCCUUUCCGAAGGAAAGAUACUGUUUUGCCUGUGGAGGGGGUUGAUUCCCUUUGCCAUGUUGUCCACCGUGUUCUUUGGAGCCACGAAGAGGCUUCCCUGGAGGAGCUUGCUAGAGAUAGGCUUUCAUUGGAGUUGGCACGAGAACAUGCUAUGGCAAUAGAUAAGAAAGAUUCUCAAGCCAAGGCGUCAGCUUUGACAUCUGCCGCUGUAGGUGCCUCAUUCGGGGCUGGUGUGGGCGUCGUCUUGGCUCUUGUCAUGGGUGCAGCAUCCGCAUUGAGGAAACCUUGAAGGAACCUCAGGUAUUCAUAAUUCGUUCUCUCAUUAUUAGUUGUAAUAUUCAAAGCAGCAAGCCAAGUCCCCUUUGAUUUGGUCAUCAGGUUCUGCUUUCUUCACUGCUCUAAAUAUGUGUUGAUGGUAGUAUAAUGAAAUCUUAGAUGUCGCUAUCGGGUGACGGCCAAUUUUCCUUUUAGUUCUAUCUAUGUGUAUUUAUCUGAACUUCUUGCUUGUUUUUCGGGUUCAGCUGGUAGUCCACAAUAGAGAAGGCAUUUGUGAUAUUGAGCAGGUGAAAAUGAUUUUUUGAACUCCA
Messenger RNA from Gossypium raimondii (Peruvian cotton), 3550 nucleotides. RefSeq lists its product as uncharacterized. Gene Ontology annotation, molecular function: GTP binding. The transcript is spliced from 14 exons. NCBI's taxonomy places the organism in Eukaryota, Viridiplantae, Streptophyta, Magnoliopsida, Malvales, Malvaceae. The coding region runs from base 178 to 3252 and encodes 1024 amino acids. Gene Ontology annotation, biological process: lipid metabolic process. The record is from RefSeq and is a predicted model, not a curated record.